Gryllus bimaculatus (two-spotted cricket) is the source of this 1546-nucleotide messenger RNA. The record is from the annotation of a GenBank genome assembly. NCBI's taxonomy places the organism in Eukaryota, Metazoa, Arthropoda, Insecta, Orthoptera, Gryllidae.
AUGGAAAAGUUGCAUCUUGUGCACUGGAACAGCACCAAGUAUUCUUCUUUCGGUGAGGCUGCUUCACAGCCUGACGGACUUGCUGUAUUGGGAAUUCUGCUUCAGUCUGGUGAAGCCAAUGAAGAAUUAGAAAAAAUUGUGAAGAGGCUGUCGGAGGUGCAGCAUCGAGGUGAAAAGAUUAAAAUUUCUGAUCCCAUCAAUCCAGUCAAGUUUCUGCCAGAAGAAACAGCGUACUGGACAUAUUUGGGAUCUCUCACAACACCUCCAUGCAACGAAAGUGUCAUUUGGAUCCUGUUUAAGCAAGCAAUUGAAGUUUCUGAUGAGCAGCUUGCUGCCUUCCGCCAGUUGCGUUGUUAUGCAGCUGGAGAGGAAUGUCCUUGCGAUGAACUUCGAGGCUUUGUCUCCUUGAACUACCGGCCCCCUCUGCCUCUCGGAGAGCGUCAGCUGAGAGAGAGUCGAGUUGCCUAAGGAUGUUUUAGGCAGAAUGAAUGUCCACAAGAUGGCAGAGAAGCAGAAGAUGCUUUUGUGGCACAUGUCCAUUUUUAGUUACCACAUCACUGUAGUCCAUUCAUCAUAACAUGGCUGUGGGAUUACUAAUGCCUAACUUUUAGAAAUAAAUAAUAACAGAUGAUCACUUGUUUUAGCAGGAAAUGACUAUAAAUGUUGAGAUUUGCUCAGUAGACAAAUGAAUAAAACCACCGCCUUAGGUUGUAAGUCGCCUUAUGCCUUGUGCCUUCAAAACACAGGAAGAUAGAAAUCACAAAUGAUUGCUUUAUGAAGAACCAAUAGUGUUCAGAUUUUCUUGAUCUGCAUCAUAAUUAGUGCCUACUGAAAUAGCCUUAACAUAAAUUUUGGCUAAAAAAGCAAUUACAAAAAGCCAUACUUCUUAAAAAUAGUAUUAAUAGAUGAAAUUAAAAUUCUCUGUACGAAAUCAAUCACACAAGAAUAGGAUACAAUAUGCAUAUGAUGUGCACUAUGCACUUGUUGCACUAUACAAGGAAGUGACAAUGUAUAGUAGAUACUAAUGGCUUUAAUUGGAAAUGAGACAAUGUUAUAAUUUUAUAGUUAUAUUAAUAAGAUUUUAUUGUCAGUUAGAAAACUGUAAAUUUUUGUGCUUGUUGAAUAGAUUUCACACAAAUAUUGGAGAAAUAUUGUUAGGCAAUAAAUGUAUUUUUGAUAUGUACAAUGUUGUUUGACAACAAAUAUUUUUAAGGAUAUAUAUUUUAUUCUUUCAAAUAACCUAUCAUUUAAUUAAUGCUCAUUUCAUUCCUUAGAAAGCAUUUCAAGAAGUUUUAUUAAUGAGAUUUUUUUACUGCUGUACUCCAAUUGUCACUUAUAGUUCAUAGCAAAAGUUGUGCAAUGUUAUGUUGGGAACUUUUUAAUUUUAAUGAUUUGUAGAUAUUUAUUCUGCCAUUGGGUAUCUUAGUGUUCAUUUUAAUGCACACUACAUUAAUAUAGUAUAGAAAUUAUAAUGUAUUGGUGCUUAUACACGAAAUGACUGUAAUAAAUAUUACAUAAGCCAAAUAAAGAUCUUUAUGUACCUUGA